Effrenium voratum is the source of this 532-nucleotide messenger RNA. The record is from the annotation of a GenBank genome assembly. NCBI's taxonomy places the organism in Eukaryota, Dinophyceae, Suessiales, Symbiodiniaceae.
AGGGCCAUUGAGGCUCAAGGUGCAUGGAAGAGAGUCGUAGAGGCGCCACGUGACGAUGGCGGUGGAGGCUGUGCUACAAGCAGCACGGUGGGAGUUCCAAGAGCUCACGGAGCGCACACUCCAAAGGCUCCGCGCCGCCGUGGAGAAGGAACUGGCAGAUGCCAAGGCGGAGGUGAAGGCUGAGCUAAGCCGGCAGGAACCUACUGCGCAGGAUGAGGCAUGUGAGGCGGCCGCGCAGGCGCCGACCCCCCGCUGCAAAGCGGGCAGGGAAGCCUGGCAGAAUGCACCGCCACUGAUGGAAGUGCUGCCGGAAGGCACAGAUGAAGCUCAUCCCUGCGAUGCGCACCCUGGCCACGGAAGUGAGCGACCAAAACGAGGCACCACGCAGCUUCGGGCCAUCUUUGAACGCAAGGCUUCCAAGUCAGAGAUGCACGGGUUCCUGGGAGGCUCCGAAUGGAUGUUCUGACUGGGCGAACUGCUGGGCUGGGCGGGGCGGACGGCGCCCUCUGAGUCUUAGUGAGCAUGCCACAAC